UGUCCGUUUACUAAAGAACAUCAGCAUCAAAAUCAAUUGAGAGCAUCGAUUUUUGUUCCUCAAUGGCAAGUGAUGAGCAGAUGAUCAAGAUUGUCGGGGAUCAAUUUUGUGUCCCUUACACAAUGCAGCUGGUUGUGAAGAGAAAAGUAGAGUCAUUUUCCAAUGUACACUACGAUGUGUUUGAUACUACUGGAAAUUCUCUCCUUCAAGUCGAUGGAGGUGUCUGGAACUCCAAAAAGAAAAGGGUCAUCAAAGAUCCUGCUGGUUUUCCUGUCAUCACUCUACGCAAAAAGGCACUGUCCUGGAAAAAGCAAUGGCAAAUCUAUCAAGGUGAAAGCUCAGAGAAAAACCACUUUUUGUGCAGCGUGCAGCGAUCCAAUGCGCUUCAAAUGAAGAACAAUCUUGAUGUUUACUUAGCAAGCAGCUACAUGGAAGAUGGCCCUGAUUUUCAUGUGACUGGAAGUUUCACUUCCAUGUCUUUCAAAGUUUGGAAAGGCAAUUCAGUUAUUGCAGAGGUUAUGCAUAAUUUCACAUGGGGAAGCUGCAUGGGCAAAGAAAGUUUCAAGUUAAAAGUGUAUCCAGAGGUGGACUAUGCCUUCAUUCUAGCUUUGACAGUGAUUAUGCAUGAGACAGACAAAGUAUAAUCUUCAAUCUCUCAAGUUUAUUUGUUUCCGCUUCCCGAAGUCUUUAUAAUUUAUCUUUUGCAGUGUAAAUUUGUACUGCAUUCCUUUGAACAUAUAAACAGUUACCCUCCGAAAA
Molecule: messenger RNA, 759 nt
Organism: Gossypium raimondii (Peruvian cotton)
Lineage: Eukaryota; Viridiplantae; Streptophyta; Magnoliopsida; Malvales; Malvaceae
Product: protein LURP-one-related 14
Exons: 3
Coding region: 63-644 (193 amino acids)
Source: RefSeq, a predicted model, not a curated record